Messenger RNA from Cinclus cinclus, 4032 nucleotides. RefSeq names its product immunoglobulin superfamily member 3 (gene IGSF3). The transcript is spliced from 15 exons. Bases 1 to 4032 code for a protein of 1343 amino acids. NCBI's taxonomy places the organism in Eukaryota, Metazoa, Chordata, Aves, Passeriformes, Cinclidae. The record is from RefSeq and is a predicted model, not a curated record.
AUGGCUCUGGCCAUUGCCUCGUUUCUGCGUGCGGUUGGGGUGGCUCUCUGGGUGUCCCUAAGCCAUGGUGAAGCUAAAAUGGAGCCUUUCCUGACAAAGCUGGGUUUGAUCACAUUGCAAGACAAAGAAAUCGAGUCUGCAGCUGCGUUCGGUGCUAAGGCGCUUUCCAGCGAAGAACAUGGAUACCAAGAGAAACUGGGCUGGCAUCAUGCCACCUCCCAGCUUUCUACUGGCUGCUUGUGGCCUGCAGACAGCAUCUUGAGAGCUCCUGCUGAAGGGUUUGACCUUUAUGCCUACAGCAGUGUUAUCUGGCGCCUGCAGCAGGAGUCACAGCGUGUGGCAUCAUGCAACCUCCUCCUUCUGGCACUGCUGGUGGCCUGGCUGUUUCUUACCUGUGAAAGUGAUGGGAGCCAGGGUGACGUGAGAAAGGAGGGUUCAUCAGUCCUGGAAGGUGCCGGUGGAGUCGUGGGGACCCCUGAGGUGGGUGGGGAUGAUGAAGAGGGUGUAGAAAUGAGGGGAAAGCCAGAGUCCAACCCGAGCCCAGGCGUGGCGUUGGCCCAGCGGCAAGUGACGGUGCAGCAGGGACCCCUGUACCGCACGGAGGGGUCCCACGUCACCCUGUGGUGCAAGGUGAGCGGCUACCAGGGGCCGGCAGAGCAGAACUUCCAGUGGUCCAUCUACCUGCCCUCGGCCCCCGAGCGGGAGGUGCAGAUCGUCAGCACCGUGGACCCCUCGUUCCCCUACGCCAUCUACACGCAGCGCGUGCGCGGCCGCGGCAUCUUCGUGGAGCGGCUGCAGGGGGACGCCGUGCUGCUGCACAUCACCGAGCUGCAGGAGCGCGACGCCGGCCAGUACGAGUGCCACACGCCCAACACCGACGAGAGGUACUUCGGCAGCUACAGCGCCAAGAUGGACCUCGUGGUGAUCCCGGACUCGCUGCGGGUGACAGCGGUCCCACAGACGCUCAACAAGGUGGAGCACGACUCUCUGGAGCUGAAGUGCGAGGUGUCCAAGAGCACAGCCCAGCACAGCCACGUUUCCAUGGCGUGGUACCGGCAGCGGGGCAGCGAGGCGCCCGUGGAGAUCAUCUCCCUCAGCCGCGACUUCGUCCUGCGGGCCGGCAGCGCCUACGCCCAGCGACACGCCACGGGGGACGUGCGCUUGGACAAAGUUGGGGAGACCACCUCCAAACUCACCAUCUACAACCUCCACCCGUCAGACCAGGGCGAGUUCUACUGCGAGGCAGCAGAGUGGAUCCAGGACCCGGACGAUUCUUGGUAUGCCAUGACCCGCAAGCGCUCGCAGGGCGCCGUCGUCAACGUGCAAGCCACUGACAAGGAGUUCAGUGUCCGGCUGGAGACAGAGAAGCGGAUGUACAUCGUGGGCGAGCCGGCAGAGUUCCGGUGCAUCCUGGAGGCUCAGAAUGUCCCCGACCGCUACUUCUCCAUCUCCUGGGCCUUCAACAGCUCCCUCAUCGCCAGCCUGGGACCCAACGCCGUGACGGUGCUCAACAACGAGUUUGCGCAGCGCGAGGCCCUGGGCCAGCUCAAGGUGGCCAAAGAAAGUGACAACGUUUUUGUGCUGAAGAUCUACCGCUUGCGCCUCGAGGACAGCGGCAAGUACAACUGCAGAGUGACUGAGCGUGAGAAGACCGUGACGGGAGACUUCAUCGACAAGGAGAGCAAGAGGCCAAAGAACAUCCCCAUCACUGUCAUGCCACUCAAGACCAGCAUCUCCUUGGAGAUAAUCAACAACGCCAGCACUGUCUUGGAGGGAGAGAGCCUGCGCUUUGGCUGCAACGUGCGCUCGGGCUUCGGGCCCCAGAGCCGCCUGUCAGUCAGCUGGCAGCUGGUGGACAAGCUGAACCGGCGCAGCGAAAUCGUGCGUCUGGACCGGGAGGGCACCCUGCACCCCGGCCCUGCCUACGCCGAGCGCAGCAGCUACGGGGGCAUCCAGGUGGAGCAGGUGCGGCCCGGCUCCUUCACCCUGGAGAUCUUCAACAGCGUCAAGGCAGACGAGGGCCACUAUGAGUGCCGGGUGGCCGAGUGGACACGGACACUGGAUGGGGAGUGGCAGAUGGUUGGGGAGCGGCACACGAGCACCCUGGUGUCCAUCACUGCUCUGGAGGCCGGGUUUGCCGUCACCGCCAUCUCCCGCACCCCAGGGGUGACCUACAACGAGUCUUUCGACCUCCAGUGCAUCAUCAAGCCCCACUACCCGUCGUGGGUGCCGGUGUCGGUGACGUGGCGCUUCCAGCCGGCGGGCAGCACCGAGUUCCACGACCUGGUGACCUUCACGCGGGACGGCGGCGUCCAGUGGGGUGACAGGGCCGCGGCGUUCCGCACCCGCACCGCCAUCGAGAAGGCCGAGUCCAGCAACAACGUGCGCCUGAGCAUCAGCAGGGCCAGCGACACCGAGGCCGGCAAGUACCAGUGCGUGGCCGAGCUCUGGAGGAAGAACUACAACAGCAGCUGGACCAGGCUGGCGGACAGGACUUCCAACCUGCUGGAAAUCAGAGUCCUGCGGCCAGUGACCAAGCUGCAGGUGAGCAAGUCGAAGCGGAGCAUCACUCUGCUGGAGAACCGGCCCAUCCCCCUGAACUGCUCGGUGAAAUCCCAGACCAGCCCCGACUCCCACUUCGCUGUGCUGUGGUACGUACACAAGCCCUCGGAUGCUGACGGGAAGCUCAUCCUGAAGACCACGCACAGCUCAGCCUUUGAGUAUGGCACCUAUGCAGAGGAGGAGGGGCUGCGGGGCCGGCUGCAGUUCGAGCGCUCUGCCUCGGGCGGGCUCUUCAGCCUGACGGUGCAGCGGGCAGAGGUGCGGGACAGCGGCAGCUACUACUGCCAUGUGGAGGAGUGGCUGCUCAGCCCCAACCAUGCCUGGUACAAGCUGGCAGAGGAGGUGUCGGGACGGACCGAGGUCACCGUUAAGCAGCCAGAUAACCGCCUGCAGGUCAACCAGACCCACAGAAACAUCACAGUGCGGGAGAACGAGUGGGUGACCCUGGAGUGCCUGGUGAGCAACAGGACCAGCCCCUCAUCCCAGCUGCUGGUGGAGUGGUCCGUGUGGCGGCCGGGCCAUGCCGACAAGGAGCUGGUGGCCUGGCUGAGCCGGCAGAGCACGCUGCACUACGGGGACCCGGCGGUACUGGGCGAGCUGCGGGGCCGGCUGCGCCUGGAGAGCCCGGCCCUGGGGCUCUUCCUGCUCUCCAUCCAGAACUCCACCGUGCGGGACAGCGGUGCCUACAGCUGCCGUGUGGAGGAGUGGCUGCUGGACCCCAGCGACCGCUGGUACAAGAGGGCAGAGGAGCUCUCCGGGAUCAUCACCCUCACGGUCAAGCAGCCAGAUCCCACCUUGCAGGUGGACACAGCCACCGCCAACCUCACGGUGCAGGAGAAGGAAUCCUUCCUGCUGGACUGCAGCAUCCUGUCCCGCUCCAGCCCAGAGUCCCACUUUGCAGUGACGUGGUACAGCCUGCGGGCCAAGGAGGCGGGCGACCACACAGAGGAGGGGGAGGAGGAGGAGGAAGAGAGGGAAGCAGUGCUGAGUGUGGGCCCCGAUGCCAUCUUCAGCCCCGAGGCUGGUCGCUGGGAGGGCCGCCUGCGCUUCCAGAGGCUCUCGGCGGUGCUUUUCCGGCUGACAGUGCUGCAGGCUGGCGGUGCCGACACGGGCAACUACUCGUGCCGAGUGGAGGAGUGGCUGGCGGAUCCCAACGGCAUCUGGUACCGGCUGGCCGAGGAGGAGUCGGGAAUGGUUGCUGUGCACGUGCAGGAUGCAGGCUCCACGCUGCAGUCUGUCAUCUGCUCCAAUGACGCCCUCUUCUACUUUGUGUUUUUCUACCCCUUUCCCAUCUUUGGCAUCUUGAUCAUCACCAUCCUCCUGGUGCGGUUCAAGAGCCGAAACUCCAGCAAGAACUCGGAGGGCAAGAAUGGGGUUCCCUUGCUGUGGAUCAAAGAGCCUCACCUCAACUACUCUCCCACUUGCCUAGAGCCACCAGUCCUCAGCAUCCACCCGGGAACCAUAGACUAA